This is a messenger RNA of Xenopus laevis (African clawed frog), 2430 nucleotides long. RefSeq names its product FKBP prolyl isomerase 10 L homeolog (gene fkbp10.L). Gene Ontology annotation, cellular component: endoplasmic reticulum. NCBI's taxonomy places the organism in Eukaryota, Metazoa, Chordata, Amphibia, Anura, Pipidae. The record is from RefSeq and is marked provisional. Gene Ontology annotation, molecular function: peptidyl-prolyl cis-trans isomerase activity; isomerase activity; calcium ion binding.
UCCUUCAACAUUCCCAGCCAUGUUGUUCAACAGCCUCGUUGUCUCCUUACACUUCCUCGUCCUCUAUGUCGCCUGUGAUUCCGGACCUUUGGAAGAUGUAGUCAUCGACCGAUACGACAUUCCCAAAAUCUGUCCCCGUGAGGUGCAAAUGGGAGACUUUGUGCGAUACCAUUAUAACGGCACCUUUAAAGAUGGACAGAAGUUCGACGCCAGUUAUGAUCGAGGAGUGGCAGUUGCGGGAUUUGUCGGAGUGGGGCGCCUCAUCACCGGACUGGACAGGGGGAUACUGGGCAUGUGCGUGAAUGAAAAGAGAAAACUGAUCGUGCCCCCUCACCUGGGCUAUGGCAGCAUAGGAGUGCCUGGCAUGAUCCCUGCCGACGCCACGCUCUACUUCGACAUCCUCCUCCAGGACAUUUGGAACAAGAACGAUGAGGUGCAGAUAACGACCAUACACAAAGCCAGUCCUUGUAACAGAUCCGUCCAGGACUCGGACUUUGUCAGAUACCACUACAAUGGGACACUCCUCGACGGGACAUAUUUUGACUCCAGCUACAGUCGUUCCACCACAUAUGAUACGUACGUGGGUUCCGGUUGGCUUAUAAAGGGCAUGGAUAUGGGCCUGCUGGGCAUGUGUGCCGGAGAAAAGAGGAGGAUCACAAUCCCACCAUUCCUGGCCUAUGGAGAAAAGGGAUAUGGAACCAUCAUCCCUGCCCAGGCUUCCCUGGUGUUCCAUGUUCUUCUCAUCGAUUUCCACAACCCAAAGGAUGGAAUAACUGUGCAGAACCAGGUGGUUCCCCAGGUGUGCAAACGCAAAGCAGUGACUGGAGAUUACGUACGAUACCACUACAAUGGGACCCUCAUGGACGGAGCCUUGUUUGAUUCAAGCUACUCCAGAAACACUACAUACAACACGUAUAUCGGUAUGGGGUACGUUAUUUCAGGAAUGGAUGCCGGGCUACAAGGAGUCUGUGUGGGAGAGUGGAGGCGAAUCAUCAUUCCUCCUCAUCUCGGUUACGGAGAGAGUGGCUCAGGGAACAGUAUCCCGGGAUCUGCUGUCUUGGUUUUCGACGUGCACAUCGUAGAUUUCCACAACCCAAAGGACUCUGUGGAUAUUGAGGUGAUGCACAAACCAGAUUCCUGUAACACAACAUCGAAAAAAGGAGACUUCAUUAAGUAUCAUUACAACUGCUCCAUGCUGGACGGGACACUGCUCUUCUCAUCGCAUGAGUACGAAAUCCCACAGCAGGUCACGCUUGGAUCCAGCAAAGUUAUUGAGGGCCUGGACACUGGUCUUUCAGGAAUGUGUGUUGGAGAAAGGAGGACUGUCUUGGUUCCGCCCCAUCUUGCCCACGGAGAGAGUGGAGCCCGUGGAGUCCCCCCUAGUGCUGUGCUGAAGUUUGACCUGGAGUUGCUCCACAUCGAAGAAGGGAUACCAGAUGGUUAUUUGUUUAUCUGGUUGCAGGACACUCCUGAAAACCUCUUUGAAAUCAUGGACCUUGACAAGAAUGGAGAAGUUCCCGAAGAGGAGUUUUCCGAUUUCCUGAAGGCCCAAGUGUCAGAAGGAAAGGGAAGGUUUUUGCCGGGGGUGGACCGAGAAAAAUCCAUCGCCGACAUGUUUGUAAAUCAGGAUCGUAACAAGGACGGGAAGAUCACGGCAGAUGAGCUGAAGCUGAAAACAGAGGAGGAAACUGAACUGGUCCAUGAAGAGCUUUAGAAUGGGCUCAGACUCACAACUGAUACUGGCCCUGGAGGGAGCAGAGUUGCUGUGUUUUAUGGCAACAUUUAAUCCAUCGCUUUGGUGGGUCUAACAAAUACCUGAUAUCCAGUGUCAUCUGGAUAUUUGUAUUUUUGGCAGGGAAAAGACCAGUGCAAUUUUGUUUAUUGAGCUUUUUUUUAUUUUGAAUUAGAUGAACCCCUUACACUGGCUAAUGAGUUGGGCACCUACAUUGCCUUUACAGCUCUAUGGGACACUCUGGUGUAGACAAGAGCAGUAAAUAAACACCAGCUUCUUAGACUAUUCCCCUGUAUCACAUACUAAAAGCUAAUUUAAAGACAAACUUCCCCCUAGUUUUCUAUGAAGAAUGUUCAUUUACGUAGAUUUAAAUUGGCAGAUCUGAAGCAAAAUAAUAAAAUUGUAGCUGGCUCCACCUGUGCUAAGGUACCUGGUGAUGGGGCAAUUGGGCAACUCACGGGGCUGACGAAAUUGCACUGAUCUGUCGUGUCGCUGGGCAGAAGCGCAUGGAGCGUGCGCCUGGGAGAUGAUCCGGUGGAGUUCGCCAUUUUGUCCUGUCCACUUUAGUGCAGGUGGAACGGUUCAGCUAGUGACCAAAACCUAAUUUUUGUUGUUUUCCUUUUUUCAAUGGAGGAUGUAAAUGUUUCAGUUUUUGUAAUUGACGGAUGUUUACAUUUAUUAAAGUUUUCUUGUUAAAA